GGAGCUGGCUAUUACGUCAUCAGUGCGCGACAUAGCGUGCAGGACUGUGAAGGACGCCGACGAGAAGUUCGAAAUGAAAUAAGUGAAAUAUAAAGGACGUUGCUGUGAUGGCGGUGUCAUGUUUAACUCGAGCUCUGUGCUCCCUCACCCUCUCUCAGCCUGCUGUGAUGCCCUCGCAGGCUGUCACCCAGCUGAAACUGGGAGCUCUGGUGUCCAGUACAAUCAGCCAGUGCAGAGGCUUUCUCACCACAGCCCCUCUGGAGCAGAACAGGACUUGCUGGAAGCAGAGGGAGAAGUACACCAUCAAGCCGAUUGGAAUGAAAAAGACAGGAGGCCGAGAUCAUACAGGGAAGAUACGCACGCAUGGGAUCGGUGGAGGCCAUAAACAAAGGUACCGGUGGAUCGAUUUCCAAAGACUGCGCUAUGAAGCCAACAAAGAGGACCAGCCUUUUGAAGAGAGGGUUGUUGAGGUGCGAUAUGAUCCAUGCAGGUCUGCUGAUAUAGCUCUGGUAGCAGGAGGUAACCGCAAAAGAUGGAUCGUUGCGACAGAAAACAUGAAAGUUGGAGACGUCAUUAAGACAUCUGGAGUUAUUGGACGCAUGGCAGUAUCAGCCAAUGAGGGGGAUGCCUACCCACUGGGAGCGCUUUCUGUGGGGACACUGGUAAACAACCUGGAGGUAAAACCAGGGAAAGGAGCAGAGUACAUCCGUGCUGCAGGCACAAGCGGCGUUUUGCUCCGUAAAGUAAAUGGAACAGCAAUCGUUCAGCUUCCUUCCAAGCAGCAGGUUCAGGUAUUGGAGACCUGCAUGGUGACAGUGGGACGAGUGUCCAACAUUGACCACAACAAACGGAUCAUUGGCAAAGCUGGCCGAAACCGCUGGCUUGGCAUUCGCCCUUCCAGCGGCUUGUGGCAGCGGAAAGGAGGCUGGGCAGGACGCAAGAUUAAACCUCUGCCUCCGAUGAAGAGUUACGUCAACUUGUCCUCAAGCUCUGCCAACUAAGACAUUAGUCUGGACAUGCUUUGCUCAUGGAUGGCUUGCAAUGAAGUGAAAUGGGAAGAAAAUGCAAAUAAAGACAAGCUGUUUGUACAGAAGAUUAAAAAUUUUAUUAAACACAACUGCUUGUGAGAGCAUGAAAAGAACCAAAACAAUAUAAAAAAUCCAAAACAUAUUUACAUCUAUAGUAAAACAUGCAGAGUAACCCAUAUUUUUAGUGGUGAAUUUAAAAAUACUGUCUUGUAAUUUAAAACAGGAUUUGUGCAAAGACACUGGGUGGCAUUUCAAGUAACAGGAGCAAUGAGAUGGCAUGAUGUAACUGUAGUUUGAUCAGUAAAGAAAGGUAACACUGAUGUUGGUUUCUUUUUGGAGUGCUAAAUUAUAGUGACGAAGUGAGCAUGCCUGCUCAUUGAUCCAGUCUUGUAAAACACCCCCAUGCUACCUCUGGAUUUAGGGAAAGACAGAAAAAAAAUGAGGUCAAAUACUGCAAUUUUGCUUUUCAUAAAGUAUUCCAUUGGCUAACCUGCAUAAAUUUCCUCAAACAACUUUGCCCGGGUUAGCACUAUGCACAGCCAGAGAUUGCAAAUACACGAGGGCCAUUCGGACCCAAUUCUAAAAGAUGGAAAUGGGAAAAGUUCACUGUACAGUAACAGGCAGACACAAGGUGGUAGCUGCAAAAUAAACUCCAAAAAUCAACUG
Melanotaenia boesemani (Boeseman's rainbowfish) is the source of this 1694-nucleotide messenger RNA. RefSeq names its product mitochondrial ribosomal protein L2 (gene mrpl2). The coding region runs from base 108 to 1001 and encodes 297 amino acids. Gene Ontology annotation, cellular component: ribosome. Gene Ontology annotation, molecular function: structural constituent of ribosome; RNA binding. Gene Ontology annotation, biological process: cytoplasmic translation. NCBI's taxonomy places the organism in Eukaryota, Metazoa, Chordata, Actinopteri, Atheriniformes, Melanotaeniidae. The transcript is spliced from 8 exons. The record is from RefSeq and is a predicted model, not a curated record.